Messenger RNA from Salvia hispanica, 1269 nucleotides. Its product is annotated as putative F-box/LRR-repeat/kelch-repeat protein At1g11620. Gene Ontology annotation, molecular function: protein binding. NCBI's taxonomy places the organism in Eukaryota, Viridiplantae, Streptophyta, Magnoliopsida, Lamiales, Lamiaceae. The record is from RefSeq and is a predicted model, not a curated record.
AUGAACAACGAUGUGUUGUUCGAGAUCCUCUUGCAUCUUCCUGUACGAUCCCUCUUGAGAUUCAUACGUGUCUGCAAAUUCUGGUAUUACGUCAUUGAUUCUCCACACUUUAAAUAUCAGCACACCUUGCGGCUUAACAACAAGAAAGAUGAGGAGGUAUAUCUACACUUUUCUUUACGUCAUGAUGAUUAUAUAUAUCGUCUUUUUGGGAAGAAAGUAUCGCUAAAUCUCCUAGACAACGGGAAGUCAUUGAAGUUUCCGCAUGACUCAUGUAUCGACCUAAGAGUAGUAUCUGGGGCUGUUAAGGGUUUAUUCUGCCUAAGUUCUCCUACGUUUGACACUGUAAUAUGCAAUCCUUUUUUAGGUCAAUCCAAGAUUUUACCACUUUCUCCUUACUCUUGCACUUACUCCCAAAGAAAUAACAUUGCUCACCAAGUGGUGGGACUGGGUUUCCACGAAGAUUACAAAGUGGUAGAGCUGCUGUCGUCCUUGAAGCCUGGAUGUUUGCACGCCAGUCUGUAUUUGGCAAAGACUAAUUCUUGGAGAAAAUUGGAUCUGGAUCCAAAUUUGGUCAUCAAGAAACCCAUAAAGUCGGUGUGCAAGAAUGGAUCCUUUGCCUACUGGGAAGGGCUAAACACAAGUGGUAAGGAGAUUAUACUAAGCUUUGAUAUGAAGAAUGAAGUGUUUCGAACAAUUACAAUAUCGUGUGAUAGUGUACUUGGUCACUCAACGAUUCUUGCAAAGGGUGAGUGCUCUUUUGUUUUCUUUGUUAGAGAGAGAUGUAAGUUGAAGAUUUAUGAGUUGAGCUGUGAAGGAAGUGAACUUAUUUGGAAUAAUGUGAACAAUGUGGAACUACCUUCUUUGUCUGUGGCCCCGCCUAUUCGGAGGAUUGAUGAUAUUCCUACCAGGAAGGCUAAUGAUAUUCCUAUUAGGAGAAAUUAUGAUAUUCCUACCAGGAAGGUUGAUGAUAUUCCUAUUAGGAGGAAUGAUGAUAUUCCUAUCAGCAAGGUUAAUGAUAUUCCUAUUAGAAGGGUUAAUGAUAUUUCUAUUUGGAGGAAUGAUAAUUGUGUGGUCCUUAGAGAUUUGCAUAUUCGGAAUGAUUAUGGUCCUAUUGGGAUGCCUUAUAAUAGUGGAUGUCAGUCGAGCAAAGUAAUUUUGUAUGAUUAUUGUGCUCGAAAAUUGAUAGGAUGUUUCAAGAUACAUGAGAGCUCGAACACGACUACGACUGAUGAUAUCAUUGAGUACGAAGGAAGCUUUCUUUCACCUUAG